Molecule: messenger RNA, 3320 nt
Organism: Anopheles coluzzii
Lineage: Eukaryota; Metazoa; Arthropoda; Insecta; Diptera; Culicidae
Product: phospholipase B1, membrane-associated
Exons: 2
Coding region: 2057-3148 (363 amino acids)
Biological process (GO): phospholipid metabolic process
Molecular function (GO): glycerophospholipase activity
Source: RefSeq, a predicted model, not a curated record
AUAAUUUUAACGAUUAAUUUAAAUUCACAUUAUUACGGCUUCGACCGUGUAUUCAAUUUUAACGAUUGUACAGAGUUUUCCAGGGGUUCUCAUAGUUGUGGGCCACUUCCUUGACUCUUUCCUAUUGGUAGUGAACUUCAUAUGAUGGAAAUUGGACACUAUGGCACCUUUUUUGGACAGACGCCUUGGAAAUUCCUAUUAGAUUUGUUCAACAAGAGUGCUAUAGAGCCCAAUUCCCAUUACAUUAAGUUCAUUUCCCGUAAGAAGGAGUCAAUAAAGUGUCCCACAGGUAUGAGAACUCCUGGAAAGCCUUGUAAAUAUAUAAAUGUUCAAAAUUCAUUUUAAGCUACCCCGAAUCAGUCCAACAAUCUUGUUCAGUAUCUGUCGCUUUCAAUUUCUUGAUAUUAGUCUUAUAGCUGCCAGGAUCAUUUAAAAAAAUGGUGUUACUGUUUGUAGGGUAGCCCGCUCUCGAGUAGUGCAACCAUGCAACAGUCCCUUGAUACAGUAAAUGCCGAUUUCAGCGUCUGAGGUAGAUUAACCAUCCCAUAAUGUAGCGUAUCCCAUCACAAUAGCUCAUCCACUAAUGGAAGGAUACACAAUAAAGCAAUGGUUAGAGCAAUGGUGCGUACGUUGGUUCGAUUAUCCAGUCGCUACCAUACUCCACCGAUCAUGAGCGAAGAAUGGUUUCUUGAAAAAGUGGAUGCAUUGAAUGCAAAGAUCAAUAAACAAAAAAUUGUGUUCUAUCUAAAUGUUACAUAAACUUGUCAGGAGCGCGUGCGCUGAUCGCGAUUAGGGAGUGCUGCAUGAUUUACGAAGGAAUCUAUUCCACUAUCUAUCCUCUUCUACUAUUAAAAAAAUAAUUUGCCCGAUGGACAGGCAGGCUAGGCAGGAUAGAGCAUAACGAAUCUUGUAAAAUCUGUAACAAAAGUAACUUUUUAUCCUUUUUUGAUUCUCUCUCUCUUUCGAUGAUACUACUUGGGAUAGCAUAGCUUCCGAUGCAAAUUUAUGUGUAUUAGUACAACUACAGUUCUUUAGAUUAGUGUAAUACCCCAUAAGUGAACAGAGCUAGCCUUUCAGCAGACAUAUAAAAUGCAAUGAAAAACCUACACCUUUAAGUAUAGAGCUUUCUAAUCAAGAGACCUAGCAAAAGCGAUAAAAACUGUUCCUUGUCCCUGAGAUUCUCUCUUAUCCUAGUUACACUGUACCUCCAAUGUUCUAGGAUAGAUCUUAUAAUAAUGUGGUAGCUUUUGCAAUUGGAUAACUUGCCUGCUGACUGUAAUUUUAAAAGGUGUGAGCAACAAAUGCAAAUAAUUGACCAUCCACGGUUGUGCAUCAAACGAAUGCGAAUGGUUGUGAAUCAUGAAUUUAAUGAUACCUCAUUUAUCGUCCUUGUUGUGCUCGGUGAACAAAUGCUAUAAAACCACGGCUUCGUUUUCAACCAACUUCAAAUCCAAUUCAUCUCGCAAACCGAAGAAACGUAGACCGUAACCGUACAAAAUACGUGACAGACAAUCUUUUUUCGCAGUUUCUAUUCUCGUUGCUACAAACGCACUUCCAACGUAGCAGUGGCGUAUGGUUUGUUUGAGCGAACCUUCAGAAAAUGUAAGUAUAUUGUUCGCAUUUUAUAUUCAAUAUAAUGUAGUUUGAAUUCUUUUUUUUUUUUGUUUGACACUGCCAAUUCAAAAGCUAAGGAACGUUUGUGUUUAUGUUUGUUCUAGCAGUACCAAUAUGAAUGGGUUUGCGCUAUUUCUAUCGCUGUGCCUACUUCUAAACACUCAAAGUGCCACACUCGCGCAAGAAGAAGUGUCCUUUCUAGAUGAUCAACCGAUCUUAACAGUUUACCGUAACCUGCACAAGCAGUUUUUUAACUAUGUCGGUCCAAACAGUGAAAAUCCGGAACGAUUGAAACAGGCACGCUCGCAAGGGGUACGGAAAUGACAUUGGAAAUGGCCACACAAUCGAAUAUUAUACUAAUUCCUGCCUUCUAUCCCUUGUACUGUAGAAAAUUCAAUUCCCCAUUUCACCUGAUCAACCGUUUCCUUGUCCUACCGAGGGUAUGCGCAGUGCAAGGGUUCCUACCUCUGUCCACGAACUACGCCCGGGCGAUAUCGAUGUAGUGGCAGCCCUCGGCGAUUCCCUAACGGCCGGCACGGGAGUACUUGCGACCGGCAUCCUUGAGCUGAUCAUCGAAAAUCGAGGCCUAUCGUGGUGCAUCGGUGGCCAGGGCACCUGGCGUCAGUAUCUAACGCUUCCGAACAUUCUGAAGGUGUUCAAUCCUAACCUAAAUGGCUAUGUCGUUGCGGACAGUUUAUCGAUUGACAGGGCGUCGAGAUUUGAUGUCGCUGAGAUUGCUGGAAUGAGCCAGGAUCUGCCGCAUCAGGCAAGAAAUCUUAUCAAACGCAUGAAAGCGGACCGCUCGGUUAGCAUCAAGAAAGACUGGAAACUUAUAACUAUUUUUAUGGGGCAUAACGAUUUCUGCAGCCGGAUCUGCUUCUUACCCAAGCCUGAGAAAGCCCUCUUCCAGCAUGAGCAAAAUUUGCUCACAACGUUGCGAUUACUUCGCAAGUAUCUACCGCGUGCGAUGGUUAAUAUUGUUGCAACAAUUGGUAAGUUUACUUGGUGUUGCCUGGUCAUCUCGACAAUUUCUUAUAUCCUAUCGUUCUUCCCUCCUCCUCCUUCUCCUCCACCACCAGAUGUUACCGUAUUGAGAACGUUCUCUCCACGCCCUGCAUCAUGCGUCACUACGCACGCCUUCGAGUGUCCUUGUGUGUUCGGUACCAGAUACGCAUCGUUCCAACCACGCCUAGAGUACAUCAUACACCAGUGGAACCGGAUACAGCAGUCCGUGGCCGAGCGGGAGGAGUUCAACAAUGCGACCGAUUUCGUCGUGAACUUUCAACCGUUUCCGGAGCAGCUGACACUGCCAACACUCCAGAACGGGGAUACGGAUGCUGGCAUCGCAUCGGUCGAUUGUUUCCACUUCAGCCAACGGGGGCACGCGAUCGCGGCGAACAGCUACUGGAACAACCUGAUCGACAUGGAGGGCAACAAGACGGAGCUGGUGCAGCGAGAGUUUGAACGUUUCAGCUGUCCGAUGAAGGGAAGGCCUUUUUUGGCGACGCGUAAGAAUAGUUUGAAGAAAGUCUGAAGUGGAAGAAAAAUAGGGAAUCAAGCCAAGGUUAGAGAGACAUUGGGGGGAUACACACCGAGGGUAGAUAAUUGUUAUAUUAAUGUUAUUUUAAUGACAAAUGUGUUGUUACGGUUUUUAUUAUGAUAAAGUGUAAAUAAAGUUGGUUCAUAAAUAAGAAAUAUACGACCCA